Molecule: messenger RNA, 336 nt
Organism: Cinara cedri
Lineage: Eukaryota; Metazoa; Arthropoda; Insecta; Hemiptera; Aphididae
Source: the annotation of a GenBank genome assembly
AUGCGGUACACCGCGCUCUACUUGGUGAGGCACGAUGCUAUUGUGGCUAGAAUCAAGAAAGCAGCGGGGACGCGGUACCAGGUGAUCGCCGAAAACAUGUCGAUUGAGACUCAGAGACUGCGCCCGGACCUGGUGAUAAAGAGGGGGAAUGCGGUGUCCAUUGUCGAUGUAACGGACCCGUUCGACAAUAGGAUGGCCGCCUUCGAAGUUGCUGCCAGGUGCAAAAAAGAGAAAUAUGAGCAGCUGAGAGCAGAGCUUGCUAGGGAGCAUGGAGCUGCUGAGGUGGUUCCAUUAAUCGUCAAUGUGCUGAGAUCACGGGACCCUGGCAAUAACUAG